Messenger RNA from Porites evermanni, 11480 nucleotides. The record is from the annotation of a GenBank genome assembly. Lineage: Eukaryota; Metazoa; Cnidaria; Anthozoa; Scleractinia; Poritidae.
GAUUUGAAUUUAACUUCCGUCACAAUAGACACCAGUGUUCUCGAAGUAGGACAUAGCUACAUUUUGCAGUUAACUCUUUGGAAAGAUGUAAGAAGCUCAUCUGCUGAAAUGACUUUUGAGAUAACAUCUGGAGAUGUACCCAGAGUAAUUCUUAGGUAAGUGGGCCGUUUCAUACUUUAUACUAUUACAUGAGAAAUUUCUGCAAUUUGAUUGGCUUAGAGCAGUGGUAUUUCAGCUUAAUUUGAAAUACCUACAUGUGAAAAUUACAAAUCUUGUGUGGGUAGUAGUAUAAACAAAUAAUAGGAUGAUUUCUAGUGGUAUUUGGCAUAAAUACUACUCAUGAUAUUUCAGAAUUGUCUUAAAUUUCACUCGCCUAACGGCUCGUGAAAUAGAGUAUAACAAUUUCGAAAUAUCACUCGUGGUAUUUAUGGCAAAUGUCUCUACAAAUCUUGCUAUUACCUAUACUAAUAUGGUUAAUUUUAUUAUGAAGAAAUAAUAUCCAUAACUUUUUCACAACCUCCAAACCGGACCAUUUAAUUUUUGUAAGUGUCUCAACUACGAUUUAUCUGAGGCAACUCUCCUGAAUCCUAAAUACCACACAAAAUAUAAGAAAUAUGUCAUCUGAGCUGUCCAAAGAAGUAACGCCCUAGACUUAACUACGUCAAAUUACAACAAGAUUCGAUUGCUAAUUUUCUAUGUUUAUCAUUUACCUUAGGUGCUUUGUUGAUUGUGGUGCGAUUGUAUCUUCUUCCAACAAAUUUCGAGUAACAUCAGAAUGCCCCAACUCUGCAUGCGUCGGCGCAACCUACGAAUGGGUUCUGGAAAGGUUUGACACGGAAAGCUGGCAGACUCUGUCUAAUGUGGCUGACAUCACAGCUACGCCAAUUAACGCUUCAAACUUUAUAAUUAAACAAAACAUGCUUCUUUCUAAUACACAGUACCGACUGAAAUUGAAUGUGAUAUCUCUAAUGAAAGUAGAGGGUUAUGGAUUGCUUGAGUUUGAAACGGCUGGCGAGCCUCACGGUGGUUUGUGCAAAUCGUUAGUCAUAGAAGGCGUGUCAUUGGAGACAGAAUUUAUGUUUGAGUGCAUUGACUGGACGGACAGAAGUACACCAUUAACUUAUGAAUUUCGAAAUGGUGACGAUCCAAUUUCCUACGGUAUUUCCCCAGUUUCUCCGAAAACAGUAUUGCCUGCAGGAGAUCCUGAAAACAACUAUAAGAUAACAAUUAAUGUUGUCAUUAAAAAUGCAGUUGGGGUGAAAGUGGUUUACUCGUUUGAAAUAAAGGUGAGAUAAGAAAUAUUUUAAGAUAUCUGUAUUGAUAGAGUUUGAUGUAGCUUAAACCACUAGUGUCGCAUAUUCCAUCUGCCUAAAACGGCCAAUGUCGAUCGGGACGACAAUCGACUUUAACAGGGUUGAACGAUCAAUAGCCUCACUGUCGACAUUAAUACUAUGCAUUAGAAACAUAUGAAUAAGCAAUGAAGUGAAAUAUAACACUUUGAUGCUGCAUUGUUGACUUCAGCCAGAUUCCGAUACCAAAAAUAUUUAAACUCAUAAUAGUGAACACUUACAUGUAACUUCUACUGCACAUGUAAUGUCUAUCUCUUUGCAUUUCAAUUUGAGGCAUUGAAAUUGGAUUACAGUCUUAACUGUGAUGGAUUUGAAACUUAGAACUUAUAUAUAAGUCUUGACUGAUUUUUCCAGGUCACUCCGUCUUCAAAACUUGAUCCUUGCCAAUCCUCAUUGGAACAAGUGACCAGCGAAUUAGAAGACUUACUUCUCGGGCCUGAAAAUGAAGUUGACGAAUUUCUAUUAAAAGGCGAGAUAAGUCAGGCCGCGCAGCUUUCGUUAUCGGUCCUGGCCUCAGCUAAAGAAAAAACAGAGUGUGGACAAAACGUUCCUACUGAUAUUCAGUACCAGGUGAGAAAAGUGAAUCAAUAUAGUUAAUUAUAAGCUUCAAGAAACUUCUUAUCCAUAGUCAGUGUUCCCAUAAAAACUCUCGCGUUCCUUUUCAUGCGUCAUGAAAAAAGGAAUGUCUAGUAGCCGGAGGUAAUUGUUGGCUUCACAUUAGAAGCCAAGCUUGUUUUUCAAGUAAACACUCGAUUCAAGUCUCAAAAACAUGACUUCACACUUCUCGACAAAGUAUAUUGCUUGAAGUAUUAAAAAGCUGUCAAACUCUCCGUUCUUUAGAAUCUUGGAACCGCUGCACGCACACAUCGUGCAAUGGCUUCCACUUCUUAUUGGCCAGGUGUGUUCUAAAGUGUGGGGUAGACCAUAGGAACGUUUCCAUGCCCACCAAGUCAAGUUGUAGCGAAUAGGUAAUUUUACCCAUUUACACUCAAAGCAGGUUCCAAGUACACUUACAUUAUACUUGAAGCUCUAGUGUGAAGCUAACCAGUAUUCCGAUUCUUGUGGAAUCUAGAAAAGUUUCCGCUUUGCUUGAUUCUUCGAUGUACUGACCCAGCUUUCUUUAGUGUUUCAACCAAGUGUUAUGAUAUUCUUUCCAGAUAAUGUGUGCUAUUGUAACAAGGUUUACAGCGAUACCUCCUGAGAGCCUACAAAUGUCUCUCCUGUUUGGCUCAGUUGUAAAGGCAGCAACGGAAGACAGUCAGCUUAAAUGUGAUGGAUUCGAUGUUUUGGUAAGUUUUAAACGAAGAAAAAAAUCUUGUCGUAAUAAAGUCUAUUUCUAUAAUUUUGAAUAUCAUUUUCCAUGGCCGCUGGUUCUCUCUUGUCUCUCCUUCCAUGUAAGGCUGAUCCGUAUACCAUUAUGUAAAUAUUUCCAAUAAAACCUUAAUAUCUAAACUUAGAGUGCAUGCUGGAUGUAAGAUUGCAUGAUGCAUACUCUUCUCCAACAUAACUAUAAAAAGUUGUGACAUUUAAUGCAUCUCGCUCUUUUAGGAGUCAACGAGGAAAUUAACAAAUUACAUAAGCUUGCUCCUAGCAUCAUCUCUCGCAGAUGUGGAGGAACCGUUCUCAGAUGAGAUUCAGGAUGCCGCUGCAACGACAACAGAACUUUUGGGAAAUGUUCUUAAAUCAGCAUCUUCUACCGAUAACACUGGAGUGGAGAGUAACGUCUCACAAUCCAAGGUGAGAAAGUGAUACGCAAAGUAAUCACUGAUCCCAGCAUCUGACAACCGAAUGGUUAACCAUUUGCGUUGGUACCCGACAUUAGAUUGGUUGACCGGGAUUUGAUUCCUGUCCAACCAAUUUUCGGCGUCCUCGUAACAAUUGAGGAGAAGGCGUUGCUUUAGUUUAGACGGCAAAUAGUUAGAAUUCCCUUUUAGUCCUUUCGGGUAAGGACGGAAAUCCGCAAGUCCCUUCUUUCUGCACUUUCACUUUACAUGAAAGGAAUGACUAUGGCCAAAGAGACUCUCUGGCAGUGACAACCGCUAGUUUUACCUGUUUUUGUCCUUCAGUUGGAACACUGUAGGGGAUGAUCUCAUUAAGUGGUAGCCCUUUUGCCCACCUUCAGGAGCCGUAAUAAUUGCAAAUUGGGUAUGACUGUGAGAGGAAGUAUGAAGGAUGCAUUACAGAAUAAGGUUGUACUUGGCCUGUCUCACCACCCAGCUUUGGUUUGUCCCAUACUCGCGACGAGUAUGGGAACGACCUCCUUUCAUGACAUUCACUCGCUAAUACUUACUAGUAAUCCAAACGCGAAAAUAAUUACUAGUUUGAUGAUACAGAAAACACAUGGGCAUAAGCAAUAGAUAAUACUGGGACAAAGAGGGAACAGAAGUCUAAUUACUGGGACGUCCGUACAUUGUAAUAAAUAGUUUGAAACGUCAUCAAGUCCACGCGCUAAUGCCUCGAAGCACACAAUGCAGAAUAUUGCGCUGGCGACUGUUAAAUUCUCUCUUGACGACACUAAAUUAAAGUUUGCCGACCUUCCUGGAAACCAACUUCUGAUUAACUUAGCGUUUAAAUGGUCUAAAAAUAACUCUGGUGAAAUUUCCAUACACCAAUGGCUAGGCUGGGCAUUCCAUCUCUGUGUCCCAUUGUUCUUGGCAUAAGUUCAUUAUUUUUUGCCAUGGCAAUAGAGCUUUCCCGUGCAUCACAGCUUGAAGAAAACUUAAAAAACCGCGGUAAACGUUUAUGGUGAUGUGUUGAAGCCUUUUUUAUAAAUUUUGAUGCUUACUAGGAAAUUAUUUGGGGGGGAGGGUUGUUGUCCGAUUUACAGUCGUUGGGCCUUACAAAAUCCUACACUGCAGGUGUCACUAGCAAGACGUUCGUUGUUCUUGUCAUUGUUGUCCCUUCAAAGAUUUACUAGCAGAGAAAAGUUAUAUUCCGUCCAGUAUUAUUUUAUCAUUGGCAACACAAUACCCAAUUCUGUACCUUACACUGACUCCUAGGCUGACGCAGAGGACGCUCUACAACAAAUUAAUGACAUCGUCGACUCCAUCUCAUCUCGGUUAGUAAUAUCUGAAAGACUGGACAUAAAGAAGAACGACUUAUCGAUUUCACUGAGAAAGGUUGAUUCAGAUCACCUCAAUGGGCUUAGUUUAGAAGAAGGACUUACACAGUUUGCAUUUCCGAGUAAUCUAAACCUUAGUGCUGACGGCGAAGUAAAUGCCAAGGUAAAGAAAAUAAAACUAUAAUCUUUUAUAAUUAUGAUAACAUUGGUUUACAAGUAAAUUCCAUUUUGUACCGUGUCUGUUCUUUUCCGCGGCGCUAAAAUGUGGUAGGAACAAUUGUAAGAAUGACAUCUGUAAUUGAUUCCACAAAUCCCUAAAAACCAUGGUAGUAAACCGUGACUUUAAAUGGGCGUACCACAUUGCUAAAGCAUAUAGUAUAAGUGAAGUUUUACAGGUACAAUUUAUUUACCAAAGGUCAGGCUAUCGAAGAUGCUAACUAUGCUGCGCGUUGUAAAACGUUUUUGCGGUGGACAUCGCUUAAAGGCACUUAGUUUUUUAAGCCAAAGUAAAAAAGUUAAAACUAUUUCUUAAGCCAACCUUUCGAACGUAUCGACGUAAGCGAAAGAACCACAUAUUUUCAACGUAAAUGUUAUGGUUCAAAUUCAACCAAUCACGUUAAAAGACGGUUAAAUUAAAUUAUUUCCAAUAUUUUCUUUUAGAUGAUGACUUUUAAUUUCAACCCAUUUCCUGGGGACUCAAGUGGUGCAGCUAUCACAUCUAGCGUUUGUAGCCUGGAACUUUCAAGUAGCGGAAAUGGGACGUUAAACGUAUCGGAUCUCGAUGAAGACAUUGAGAUUGAUAUCCCUCUUAAUCCUAGUAACGGAGAAUCCGCUGAGCCAACCGGUUCUUUUCUCACCCCGAACAAGUUGACCAUCCACAGCUACUUCGCUGAGCUAGCUAACGUCCCUUUGUCGCUGUUCCUCGCAGGACAAGAUCAAGAUGCUGUAGUAGAGGUGCUAAUAAAAUAUGGAUCAAGGCCAUCGUUGGAUGACUUUGAUGAAAACUUCACUAUCCCUUUAACCUCAUGUCAAAGUAAUGCAACCGCGAUAAAUGAAAACCAAACAGGCUGCGGCUCUCAAUUACAGACAACGAUUACGGUUACCCCUCCAGAGCAAAGUUUAAUUUACGUGGGAAUCUUGACAUUUGGCGAGAAAAAUGUCACUGAGCACUCCAGAAAAAGACGGUCCUGUUUUGGAGGAGGUAGACAAAAACGAUCGUGUAUUGGUGUUAAGGAUCCGCCCCUAGAAGGCUUUAACAAGUCUGUCAUUCCAAAGUAUGAUCCAUUGACAGAUGUAAAUUACACUUUGACAAUGAGCCAAGCAAAUUGUUUGUACUGGUCUACUACGAUGGAAAAGUGGACGUCCGAUGGAUGUAAGGUAAGCUAUCGUCGAGAUAUCGAUAAAGCAUGGUUUAUUGAGGAUAAAGAGCAUCAAAUCCUUAUUAGGCAAUAGAGCGUUUUAACAUGACGUCACGGCCGCUAUUUUGGUGAUUCAAAACAAUGAAACGGCGGCCGUGUCGGUGUUGCAAACCAUUCCUGUGGGAGUUCAACUCUUUCUUUUAUGUAAACGCUUUUUUAGUGUAUAGAUGCUGGUCACGUGGGUUAAAACACUCUGUAAGUCCAAAUGGAAACCCUUACAGUUUUGAUGGAUGGUUAGUCACUCUGAAAUUUAUAUGAAUCCUAUUCCUUGGAGAUUAGUCUACCAUCACAAAUUAAACAACACGUGGGUUAAAGUUAUCAUUCUAUUGGGUCCUUAUUUGGUCUUUCGUGCCUUAGGUUGGCCUUGGCUCUGACAAAAAGAAGCUGAAGUGCCUUUGCAAUCAUUUAACAGCGUUCGGAGGAAACUUUAUACAGGCGCCAAAUCCCAUAGAUUUCGACAAAGUGUUCGUGGAAUUUACAAGACUAGGAGAAACUGGAAACGUAGCCGUGUUGAUAACGAUAUGUGUCGUGUUCCUCCUUUAUUUUGUGGUAACUGUCUUUGCAAGACGAGUGGACAAACGUGACGAAAAUAAGGUAUGAAAAUAGCUCCGAUCCAUAAGAAAUAAAUGACAUGCUCUAGAAAUAUCUAGUGCAAGAAGUAAUUUAAAAUUUCCAAACUAGCGUUUACUUUACCAACAAUCGGCGACAAAAUGAGUUGAGACACUUCGCCCAAAAGUAGGCUUUUUUACGAUUUAUGAACUUCAAAAGAAGGAAAUAUAGCUUUCCUCCCCCAUCCCGUCUAUACAAUGUUGAGCCCUUGUUCUAGCUACCUAUAGCAAACAACAAACACCCCAACUUUGAGGGGUGCGGAUUCUUUUGUUCUCCGUAGUCACCCUAUUUAAGUACAAUUUCUCAACAAUUUUGUCGCCGAUUGAAGAUACUUCAAAAACAAUUAGUAAAUAUAUAUAGCUCGAAGAGGCAGCGUGGCGUCGCACUCGCAAUCCUGCAGUCCCGGAUUCGGGUCCCGCUCCGACCACAAGCUGGUUUUGUUUCUCUUGAGCGUAGGGGAUCAGGAACGAGAUUGGUUAAUAGCCUGGAUAUAGCGAAAUACCGACCCAAAAACUGGCAUCUUGAGCAUAACCCUUUCAGUACCCGAGAUAGGCGUUGUAUACUAAAAGGUCCAAGAAGCUAAGGUCGUAGUAGGUCCUUUGAACGUUACUUUUUUUAUGACAAAAUAUUACAACUUCAAUCAAAGUAGAAUUACGAACUUCCAAAUAAGGACAUCUGCUGUCAAGUGUAACCAACAGAUAUGCUCCAAAUAUGGGGUCUAUCUUGUAUGCCUUCUCUUCUGAUGCUUCUCAUAAAAAGUAAGACUUGGACUGGAAAAAAAAUAUUCAAAGAAGCGGCUAAAAAAAGACGUCUCAAGAUUGGCCUGGACUGGACUGGGUAGGGGUAUCAAUAUACCCCUAGCGUUCCAAUAAGUGACUACAAUGGAACCUGUGAAAGGAAAAAAUACUAGUGAGGGUUCUAAAAUUUAUUUAUUGGCCAUGUGAAAAUAGGAUGGGUAAAUAAAUUAAUUAACCCGGAAAAACGUACCUUUGGCCAAUCUUUUAAAAACCUGAAAAUAAUCAUUGAAAAACCAAUGAAAGACCUUCGUUAUGUGGUUGGUAAGAAAGCAUUGUGACAUAACAUUUAUCUGGCUAUCCACAACAUGUAAAUCAUUCUGAUAUUCUAUUUUGCGACGUUUUCGUCCCUUAGAUUACCCCUCCGAGGACCGUAGUAGUUAAUGAAGGCGGAAGCUAUGUCUACGAAAUGGUGAUACGUACAGGUGUUUGGAAAGAUUCAGGUUCUACUGCGAACAUAUCACUUUGUAUAGACGGCAAGAUGGACGAAAGCAAGGAAAUCCAUUUGCGACGUAGGGGAGAAAAGCCUGAACUAUUUUCCCGUGGUGGUGUUGACGGUUUUGUGCUAACAACCAGUAACACUUACGGACCCCUGAAGGCAAUAACGUUAUCUCAUGAUAACUCUGGCAACGAUCCAUCGUGGUUUCUUGAAACGUUGAUCAUAAAGGAUAAACAAACUGGGGAAGUGUGGAAUUUCUUAGUGAAUAGGUGGCUUGCUGUUGAAAAGGGUGAUGGUCAAAUACAAGUUACAGUGCCAUGUUUCAACACAAGUGAUUUUGGAUUCUCAGAUCAGGUGCGAUCGAUGGCCCCUCGAAUUUUAGCCGAUAGUCAUAUUUGGUUGUCAGUUGUUGGCAAAGCAUCGAGCAGCACAUUCACACGAGUGCAAAGAGUGUCUUGUUGCCUUUCCGUUCUUUUUACUGCCAUGAUCGCAAACGCCAUGUUCUACAAUAUUGGCGGGGAAUCACUAGCGGCAAUUCGGGUUGGACCAUUUAAGUUCUCGUGGCAGCAGAUCGUCAUAGGAGUUCAAAGCGGAGUGAUUGUUGCGCCAGUGAACAUCCUGAUUGUACUACUCUUUCGCUUGAGCAGGCCAAGGCAGCGGAGAGAUGAUAAAUACAAAACUGGCACGGAUUCAUUUCAUCUUAUUGAGGAGGCGAGGAAAUCGAGGUUUACACUGCCCCACUGCUUCAUCUACAUCGGAUGGUUCCUUUGUAUCACCACGACACUAACAAGUGCCGCUUUCACGCUUUUUUACAGCCUUAUGUGGGGAAAAGAGCUUGCCGAGCAAUGGCUUGCAUCCAUAAUGACUUCUCUAGCUGAGGAUAUAUUCGCUGCGCAGCCAAUGAAAGUGUUACUAGUUGCUUGUGUAAUAUCCUUGUUGACAAUCCGACGAAAAAAGGGGUGUAACGCUGCAGUUAGAGAUGCAGAAACCUAUGGACAAAUGAGCGAUGGCGAGUUCGAUGAUGAUCCAAAGAAAACGUUGAGACGUUAUGAACUUUCAAAGAUGCGCGACAACAAGAAAAAGGACGUGAAACUACUAGGAAUGAUGAGACAAAUAAUUCUGCAUACCUUAUUCGUAUUCCUCAUGGCCAUCACUUGCUAUGGGAACAAAAACAACAACCGCUUCCUAAUGACAGCAGCGGUGAAGCAACCGUUUCUAAAGUUUGACAAGGUAAUUGCCUUUUCUUUCCGAGAGAAAGCCAAUGAUUCACAAUUUACAGAAUUACAUUAGCAACUAGAGGUAACAGGUACACCCUGACAAGUACUAAUCAGAUCAUAGGUUCUACUCCUAUGGGGAAUACUUUUGGAUUUUUCCUUCCGAAACGCCUUUGUCAGUGACUGAAAAAUUAUCGUUCUCAUGUUUUCACCUGAUGCUAAACAUUAAGCAAAAAAACAUAUAUAUGUAAGCCAUGGCUUAAAAUCGUUGUUAAAAGUAAAAUAUCGCUAGAAUGUCAAAGCGACGAGGGUGGAUAAGAGUUCACGCUUUUUUCUCCAUGUACAAGCCAAAGGGAAGCGGAAAUUGAACUAAUUACUAUCCAUGACUUUAUUCUAGUAUCUGGUGGUGGCAUAUAAAACAGGACUUUGAAUGGAGCAUCCCACAUUGUUCCCCCUAGUUCAAAAUAACAGUAGCGAAAGUGAAUAGAAAUUUUUUUAUAUAGGUCAACGUUACGUAACAAAAUUAUCACAAUCUAUUUCUUUUUCAACAGGUCACACAUCCGGACGUACUGAGGGGAUGGAUGGAUCAAUUUUUCAUACCAAACCUCUAUGCAGGGUUCUGGUACAAUAACCAAAAAGAGAUUAUGGAGGUUUACAUACACAAUAAAAAGUCUAUUUUGCUGGGAAUGCCACGAAUGAGACAAGUUAGAAUUAAGAGGAGUGAGUUCGAGUUUACUGUAAAUAGAAAGAUGAAGACCAUAUUCACUACAAUUAGCCUAAGAGGGACAAAAAGCAAUGCCACCGGAUGAACGACGGGGCGCUUUAAAAAAAACGUAUUAAAGGAACAUAAAGAGAACCUUGCUGUUGAUCUCUUGACAUGGGGAAAAUAAAGUGCUAGCCCCUUCUUUUGCUUUGUCAGGAAAAUUCUAAUUAUAUCAGAAGGCGAAAUAUUUAGGAACCUCCAUCUCCCUUAAAUCGGCUUUUCCUGAGCACUUGUAAAUGACCUUCACGCACACCCGACUUUUUUUAGGGAUUUCUUAUAAGGAUUAUUAAUUAUUUAUAUUUUUCUUUAGUUGAUUUUUUGACUUUUUUCUUUGAAGGCACUUGUGGAGUUCUUAGUUUCAUCAACCCGCACUGCUAUUAUGACUACACUUUCGAAAACGAAGACAAAACCUUCAUGAGUCUUCCGGGAUGGAAAGAACUGCCUGUAAAUACGACAUGGCCUGAUUCACUUAAGAUGUGUCCACGACCAUGGCGAUACCAGAGUCCAGAACAUCUUGGGAAUGCUCUACCGACAUGGGGAACUUUCAAGCUGUAUAGUGGGGGUGGAUACAUAGCUGCCAUGGGAUAUAACGAAGAAACUGCAGGUGGGGUAGUCAAUGAAUUACAUGCUGAGGGAUGGAUUGAUCAACAAACCAGACUUGUAGUUAUUGAAUUCACGGUUUUCAACAUCAACACAAACCUAGUCAGCAUCGCUUCUUUCUUCUAUGAGGUUCUAGCUACUGGGGCUGCGUACACAACCAAGAAAGUGGAAACACUGGAGCUGUAUAGUACAGAAUCAGGCGCUCGAGAAUUUUAUCUCAUUUGCCAGUUUCUCUUCAUGUCUAUGACACUUUAUUACUUCGUCUUGCUCCUGGUUAAUCUUUUUCGCCAACGAAUCAGCUUUUUUAAAUCCAUAUGGAAUUUAGUUGAAUUUUUGCAAGUUGUUUCUUCUGUGACAACAGUAACAUUCUACAUGCUCAAAGCUAAAAGUAUUUUAAGAAGUGUUAAAGCAAUACAGUCUAAUCCCUACGCAAUCAUUAACUUUCACACUGCACUGUCUUGGGCUGAGUGGGAAAAUGCAUCUAUUGCUGUCGCCGUAUUCAUGGCAACGUUAAAGUUUCUCAAUCUUCUUCGGGUUAACCCCCACGUCAUAUUUUUAUUUUCAUCUUUUCGCCAAUCUGUUGGUCACCAAUUAUCCUUUAUGUUCAUUCUCCUGUUAAUCUUCAAUUCCUUUGCCAUGUCAGGAAUACUGAUUUUUGGUGGGUCCAUGUACGUGUAUUCUAGUUAUUUAAGAGCCACAGUAGGCCAAUUUGAAUUUCUGUUAGGUAAAGCAGUGCCGGUAGAAGGUCUUCGAGCUGAAAAUAGAAUUAUCGGUCCCAUAUUUGCCCUGUUUUAUGUGCUAACUUUGACCAUUUUCCUCAUGAACAUGUUCAUCUCUAUGCUCAAUGACGCGUACUCUGGUGCAAAGACAAAUGUCGAAGAUAGCGCUGAAGAUCUGGAACUCUCACACCAUCUUGAAGAGCGUUUGUUAGAACUUAUGGGGGAAAGGAGAGGCGGACGUGAUCUUACAAAGUUGUUCUGUGACGAAGCAAUUUUCGUGAACAUGUUGAGCUCCGAAGCAGAGCCAUUCUGCAAGAAUACUGAACGAAUUCUUCAGUGCACAUAUGAGCGAUUGAUUAAAGUAGAUCAGCGAAUUGCCAAGCUUAUUCGAAUGACUGAGACGGAAGAAAACGGUCAGCUUGAGGAAGACCGUGAGCUUAUUACCCUCAUAAGUAAAAUUAUCUUCAUUCCCCAAACUUGUGAGACUCAGGCUCAGGUUGCCUUUAUGUACUAG